Cantharellus anzutake is the source of this 1140-nucleotide messenger RNA. RefSeq lists its product as uncharacterized. NCBI's taxonomy places the organism in Eukaryota, Fungi, Basidiomycota, Agaricomycetes, Cantharellales, Hydnaceae. The coding region runs from base 1 to 1140 and encodes 379 amino acids. The record is from RefSeq and is a predicted model, not a curated record. The transcript has a single exon.
AUGACCAACGGAGAGGACAUGCCCACUAUGUGGGGCCCACCCAAUGGUAAGGGAAAUAGUAUCCCCCUCUCAAUGACCGCUCUCCCAACCAUGCCAAAAGUGAUUGUGGCCGCGACCCCAUCCCCUGCCAACUCGGCCCAAUCCUCCCCGAGCCUGGUUAGUAACACCCCAGUCGCGAAUACCCACACCACUCCGGAUGAGGAGCCGGAAAUGGAGCUAACCCAAGAAAUACCAGCUGCCCUAGAUACAGACAUCUAUAUGGAAGAGGCCCCAACCCCCCUCCCCACGACUGUUAUCCACCAGUCUCCAGGCCCAUUCAGCACUCCCAAUGAUAAUCAACAAAUGUACAACGCAUACACCCUGCCGAAUGAUUUUGACUAUAAAACCCUCGGAAUCUUUAGCACGCACCUGCGCUUCAAUGUAUCAGAAAGAGCCCAACAAGCCUGGAAGAAUGCCACAGACUACACGGUCAUCAUAGUCCCCCUCUUCAUGGCCUACUCCCUCCCCUGUAUGCAGAAGGCUAAGGUGGAUGCGACCAUCUUCAUAAAACGCGCCUUCCCAACCUCAGCAGCCACAUUCUCAGUGAUCCCAGCAGCAAAAGUUAAUGACCAACAGGGAGACAAACCACUCCCCUGGAGUAUUAUGAUUGCCGGCCUUAGAUACCGUGAUGCUGCAACCUUACUCUAUUAUCAAUUCUGGCUAUCAAAGGCAUUCAGCUUCGCGGCACACCCAGCAUCUGAUUUUACCUCAACUUGGCUAGGUAACUGGGUAUUCGCUGCCGGUGAGGAUGAGGAAGCAGCUGUCACCGAGUGCCUCAAACAAAAUAUGGCGCUAACCAACACAGCAAUCGGCCAACACCUGAUUAAUGAGACCCUCAACACAACUCAUCGCUGUGAAAUAAUUGACUCAGCUGAAGCCCGCCCAAUCACCACAAUCAGGCGCGGCACUCCCUCAACCCACUGGGUCUUCACUGCCAUCUCCCCUCACCCCUCAGAUGCCAACAAACACAGGCAAUGGGUGACUGUGGCCAAAAAUACAGAAUGGUACCACCCAGCCAUAGCAACCGCGAACAAUGCAACCCCCAGAAUACCUGCAAAUGCUGCAAGGGGAGGGACCACUCGACUUACCAAUGCCCUCUGA